GCAGUAGCGGCGGCAGCAGGAGCGGCGGCGGUAGCAGCGGAGGAAGAAGAGGCGGAGGACGAGCAGGCGGCGGCGGCGGGAUGUCGGCGCCCCGCGCCGUGUCGGACCCGCAACACGCGGCGCGGCUGCUGCGGGCGCUGCGCUCGUUCCGCGCCGAGAGCCGCUUCUGCGACGCGCACCUGGUGCUGGAGGGCGCCGAGAUCCCGGUGCAGAAGAACAUCCUGGCGGCCGCCAGCCCCUACAUCAGGACAAAGCUGAACUAUAACCCUCCAAAGGACGAUGGAUCAACUUACAAGAUUGAACUUGAAGGGAUAUCAGUUGAAAUAAUGAAAGAGAUACUAGAUUACAUCUUCAGUGGGCAGAUCAGGCUACAUGAAGAAACUAUCCAAGAUGUUGUGCAGGCAGCUGAUCUUCUGUUGCUUACAGAUCUUAAAACUCUCUGCUGUGAGUUUUUAGAAAGUUGUAUAGCUGCUGAGAACUGUAUUGGUAUUCGGGACUUUGCACUGCAUUAUUGUUUGCAUCAUGUUCACUACCUUGCCUCGGAGUAUCUGGAAACUCACUUCCGAGAUGUCAGCAGCACAGAGGAAUUCCUGGAACUGAGUCCUCAAAAACUGAAAGAAGUGCUUUCUCUGGAGAAGCUGAAUGUUGGAAAUGAAAGAUAUGUGUUUGAAGCGGUGCUUAGAUGGAUUUCCCAUGAUUCAGAAUUAAGAAAGGUUCACAUGAAGGAUGUUAUGUCCGCAGUAUGGGUUUCAGGAUUAGACGCAACCUAUUUGCGUGAACAGAUGAUGAGCGAACCACUCGUUCGGGAGGUCGUCAAAGAAUGUAACAACAUUCCACUUACCCCCCCACAGCAGGGUGAGGCAUUGCUGGCUUCUUUCAAACCUAGAGGUUACUCUGAGUGUAUAGUUACCGUCGGUGGUGAAGAAAGAGUGUCACGGAAACCAACAUCAGUGAUGAGGUGCAUGUGCCCUCUUUAUGAUCCGAAUAGGCAGCUCUGGAUUGAACUUGCCCCUAUGAGCAUACCAAGAAUCAACCAUGGAGUACUUUCAGCAGAAGGAUUCUUGUUUGUGCUUGGAGGUCAAGAUGAAAAUAAGGAAACUUUAAGCACUGGAGAAAAAUACGAUCCAGACACCAAUUCGUGGAGUUCCUUGCCACCAAUGAAUGAGGCACGACAUAAUUUUGGUGUGGUAGAAAUUGACGGAAUUAUCUACAUUCUGGGAGGUGAGGAUGGAGAAAGGGAACUCAUCUCUAUGGAGAGUUAUGACAUUUAUAACAAGACAUGGAACAAGCAACCAGACUUGACCAUGGUUAGAAAGAUUGGCUGCUAUGCAGCUAUGAAGAAGAAAAUCUAUGCAAUGGGCGGAGGCUCCUAUGGAAAACUGUUUGAAUCUGUUGAGUGUUACGACCCUAGGACUCAGCAGUGGACAGCCAUCUGUCCCCUGAAGGAGAGAAGAUUUGGAGCAGUAGCUUGUGGAGUUGCGUCAGAACUGUAUGUGUUUGGUGGAGUCAGAAGUCGCGAUGAUAAUCAGGCCAGCGAGAUGGUGACCUGCAAAUCCGAAUUCUAUCACGAUGAGUUUAAAAGGUGGAUUUAUCUAAACGAUCAGAACUUAUGCAUCCCCACCAGUUCUUCCUUUGUAUAUGGAGCUGUACCAAUCGGGGCCAGUAUUUAUGUGAUUGGAGAUCUUGAUACAGGUACAAAUUACGACUAUGUCAGAGAGUUUAAAAGGAGCACGGGAACUUGGCACCGCACAAAACCAUUAUUUCCAUCAGACCUUCGCCGCACUGGCUGCGCAGCCUUGCGAAUUGCAAACUGCAAGCUCUUCCGACUGCAGCUUCAGCAGGGGUUGUUCCGCAUCCGCGUUCCUUCUCCGUGACCAGCCUUGCACAAGGGGAGGAGACUGGAAGAGCCUGCCAUGGUCCACCAUAACAUAGCUUUACAUAAGGAAAAAAACAAAGAUAUUGCAACUGAAACUUAUACUGUAAUCUGUGCUUUGGUAUGGUAACUGUUUUUGUUUUUUAAAUGCUUCAAAGCUUGAGUCUUGGUUCUUGUUUUUGGGGGGAAAUAACUAUAUAGUAAAACAAAAUGAACAAAAAAAAAACAAAACCCAAAAACCUGUGACCAGAAAAACUCCUUCUGUUCUAACUGUUCAGGGAAUAACCUCUGCUAGGGAAGGAGUUUCUUUGUGUCAGAAAGAGGUGGGGCUGGGUAUUACUAUGGCAAAAUCUAUUGAAAAGUAAAAAAAUUAAAUAAAAAAAAUAAAAAAUAAAAAAAUGAAGGUGCAUAUUCCCUGCUGGGAAUAAGAAUAAAUAUGCUAUCUUGACCCUGAUAGCUGUACUGUACAAAUGCUGUACGAAAACCAACCUCUCUGGUGUCUUGGGAAAAGACUGUUACAUGGCUGAAGCUGCGAGAGGGAGGUGUUGGUUGUUGCACCCUUUAUCCUAGCCCUUCUUCACAGGUUAAGGUCUGUGCCUAAUACGGUGGUGGUGUAUAUAUGGUUUGUUUCAUUCAUUUGCAGUGUAUUUUGUUCCUAAGAAUCUUUUUUUUUAAUAUAUUUAAAAUGGACUAAUCUAAAAGAAAUGUAUAGUAUGUUACAGAUGAAUAACCCAAUAGUUUUUGUUUCGUUUUGUGUUGUUUUUUUUACCCUGUGUCAUUCAAAUGGUCUAAAGAUUCAGUGUAUGGGUGGACCAGCAUGCAUGCUGCAUGGAUUUUUUGAAGGCUGAGAUCUCCAGCCCUCAAGUAAAGGGGAGGAUCACAGCCAAGAAAAUCUUGCAUCUGUAUUGUUGUUGGUAAAGAAGGACCAUGCAUGAGUUUCUUAUCAAAGAGAAACUAGCAGCGUCUCUUCAUUCAAAAUGACUCAAAUCCCUGCAGCUUUGCAAUGUCAAGGGCUUUUGGGGGUAUGAUGGUAUAAAAGGGGAGAAGCAAAGGCGGGGCAUUAAGAGAUGCAAGCUAUGGAAAACAUGAUUUUUCAAAUUACCAUUUUAAAGGAAAUGGCCCAGGCAGUUUAUGCUGGGAUCAGAUGCUGGUUUAAUUAUAACCUUUGUGUUAAAGAACAGUGCUAUCUACUACCAUUUGUCUUUGAAAGCUUGGUUUUGGAAGGCAGUUGUAGUGAUGAAUUCAGUGCUUGAAGGUUGUUAAGUUCUGUUCACAGCAGUAGUAAUACUGAGUGGACUGUUGUUGGUAGAAACUGUCUGCUGGCUAGGACACACUUUACCUCACUUCUUAAUUUCAUUUUGUUAUUUAUGACUGGUGAGCUGCAGCCCUACUUCAAAGUAAAAUAGGGCCGGAAAUGCAGUUGAAACUUCCCACCCCUUAGAGACUUGCAGUGUUACCAAUGUUAUUACUGGACCUCGUACUUUCCACUCUGCACCUUUGAAGGACCUCAUCUGAAAAAUCAGUGGGCCGUUCUGCCCUCAGUUACAUUUAGCAUACAUCCAGAUUAACUCCAUUGAUUCAUCCUAGAUGAAAAUGUUGACAAAAUAGCUGCUGUUCAGCUUUCUAAACUUUCUUUCAAAAGACAUUCCAAAAUUUACUAAUACUUUUCAUCAUUCUCUGAUUUUAAUUUUUUUUACUGGAGUUACUAUGGUGUUGAAGGAGGGCAGAAUGUAGUCCUUUCUUGCAAUGCUGAAGUGCUGCAGACUCUGGACUGCACGCAUCGGGGUUUUUUUUCUAGCCUAUUUGGGGUUUUUUGUCUGUGUAUUUUAUUUUAUUUUUUUUAAAUUGGUUGUACUUUUUGUGCAGUGAGUAGAAACUUUAGACCUAAUAUUGGUCUGUAGAUUUGACAUGAUAUAUAUAAUACUUUACUACAAAAUGUAUGCACCACUGUUUCCAUCUCCAGAUCUUUUGUGUAACUUACCUUGAGUGCUCAGUCAUUUAUCUUGCAAAGUUUCCCACUUCAAGGUGAGGAUGUAAGAUGUUCAAAAGCACCUAAGUCACUUUUGAAAUCUGAACAGGUUUCCAAGUCGCUUGGAUGCUUCUGAACAUGCGCUCAGCGUGUUGGAAGGUUCUGAGCAUCUCGCAGCACCCUUCAACUCCCUAGUUAGCAUUAGGAGGAGAUUCGGCAUCUAGGCAAGCAGACGCAUGAAAUCUGUGUUCAGAGCUGUGGAUGCUCUGGCACUGUUUUACAGUAAUGACUAGUGAGCUAAACAUUUACAUUUUUAACUAGAUAAGGCAGAACUAACCAAAUGUGACUCGCAUUUAAAAAAAAAAGAGAGAGAGAGAAAUGAAAAUCUGGAGUUGAUUGGUUUGUGUUGCUCAUGUGGUUUGUUAAAUUUGACAGCAAAGUUUUUAAGCGUCUUGUCCUAAGGCUUGCAUGCAUAUUGAACCUUAAGCAUAUGAAUCGUUGUAUAGUGUAACUGAGCAGUGGGGCCGGUGGGCUGCAGCCACAAAGGUACAUGAGCAUCUAGCUGCUGUUUUUUGGUACAGCUAACUCUCAAACCAAGGUCUCGGAGGUGCUUGAAGACCCCUAUUUAGUCGCUGCAAGGCCCCAAAGCUGCUUCUGGGGAUAAUGCACCAAACUGCUUAAAUCCCAAUGCUGCUCAGACCUUUGUCAUGUGCCAGACCCCUGACAGGACCUUGCACUGGUUCCCCCAAGCUUGUCAGCAGAGCCUGUGUCAUAGGUGUUGUCAAAGCAUGUCUAAUCUGCACACAAUAUGGGGGUGAUGCUGUUUCUUGAGCAGCUAGUAUAGCUGCCCUAUCAUACCCAGUAGCCCAGCCCAGUGGUUAGCUUUGGGAAUGUCAGGACCCAGGUUCAAACCUUUUUCUUCCUCUUGACUUGAAGCCAGAUCUCCUUUUUCUCAACCAAGAGCCUCAGUCGCUGGACCACUAGCUGCAGGGUGGUGGGCGUCGGUCUUCCUGGGUUUUUGCGGGGCAGCACUGACCUGAUUGCAGGUGCCUAACUCCAGGAGAGGGUUGGCGGCUGAGCAGAGACUGGUGCCUCUCCCUGUCUAGAAUUAGACUGUUCCCCAACUCCGUGGGACAGCUGGCCCAAGUCACAACCCCUUUCUUUUCUUCUUCCUACGAUUGAACUUUAAACAGCAUCCUGUGCAGUUUCUGCUCUGCAGUUUGCAGUCUCAGGUGCCUAAGUAUUUCCGUGUGCUGUACAAGGAGCUGAGGUGGCAACUCGGGGCUCUGAGUAACGUGUGGCAGCCGGGGCACCUCACUUUCUUCAAGACUUGAGCUGGAAAUUUGUUGAAUUAGCAGGAACCUGUGUGCGCACACAGCCAACUUUAGGUAUAUGCAUGCAUAUCUCUUAGUGCACACAUUGAGGUCGCUUUCUAUUUCUUUUUCCCAAAAAAACUUUUAUCUUUUUUGCAAUGUGGCAAAAUCCUCACUGGGAAUUGUCUGGUUCAAGCCCCAAGCUUGUCUGUAGCCAUAUUUUAGAGAAAUGGAAGCAAUCUUAUAAGAACAACAUUAAAAAUGCAGCAAAAACACAAACCCCCCCAAAAAUAAACAUGCACACAAAAGACCUUGACGAUGGGAAUAGUGGUGGUAGUUAUGCUUGUUUUUAACACUAAACUUAUGCUUAACGUAAAAUAUAUAUUGUUCCUUUCCCCCUUGUCCAAACAUUGCCGAAGAUUUUAUCCACUUCCAGAUGAAAGGUGAAUGUUUUGGAAAGGGUCGCUGUUCUAUUUCAACAAUUUCUGAGCCUGAAGCAUCAUGGGCAUGAUUAUGUUGCACUGUUUUGAAGAAUGUAACGUUGUGGUGGCUUUUGGAUGGGAGGGAAAGAUGGUUCCUACCCCGUCGUUCAGAGACGGCUGCUGUGGCGUCUGUUCGGUUUCUGAUCAGGUGUUGCUCUCGUGGUCCUGCCAAAGGUCUGAAGAAAGGUGCACCUGGGGGGCCCCUUUUCCCUCCAGCCAGACAGCAUUUCAUCAGUGUAGCAGGAACCCUGUGCUGCUAAACAUGCAGCGUUAGCCUGGAUUUCAUGCCCUCUGCCCGUUUAUACACCUAUCCCACUCUACCCAAAGGGCAUUUCCAAAGAGUCCCCUACUUAAUUGUAGCAAAGCAGGACAUUUCUCUUCAAAUAUUUUCCCAGCUACAGCCCUUUGUGCAUUUAUCCCAAAGCCACAGAUUGACUUGGCUGCCCCCAGUCAAGUAACUUGCGAUAAUAGCGGUGAAGAAACUUUCUUUAAACCUAAUAAAAACAAGAUUAGACUACAUCACAGAGCAGCAAUGAGUCCAAGAGCUAAGACCGACUUGUACAAGUGAUUUAUUGUUCUUUGAGGACAAACUCGGUCCCGUUUUCCCUUUGAAUGCAGUUGUUCAAAAGCAUUUUGGGGCGGUCUCAUUGCUGAAUCAUAUAGAAGUUAUUUUUGCAAAUACAAAAGGGAAUGUUUUCAUCAAAACUACUGGAGCCCCCGACUCUAUUUGUAAGCGUUCAGUUCCCCCUCCAGAAAAUGUCAGGCAGCUUGAUUUCCUUCAGUGAUGUUAUUAGCAGCAUUCUCAGAACAGCAAAGAGGAUGUCCUUUUUUGGAAGUUAUUGUGCCUGCAUGUUUGGGUAAAUGUACAGAAGGAAGGGGUUUUAGAUGCUGAGUGCAGUUUCUCUGCUCAUUAGUUGCAUCAGUAGCCAAACUGUACAGUCUGAAUGUUUUUGGUAAUACAUACUCGCCACACAGUGCAGGAUGCAAUAACAGAGGAAGGCCGUUUACAAGUGCCAAACUUUUGGUUCUCUCUGUAUAUAUGGAUAUUUCAAUUCUUCUGUUCUAGUACAUGGACCUUUAAACUUCACUGUGCUCCAAAACGUUGGGAUUAUUUUGUAAAUGAAUGCUACUUAAACACUGUAAAUCUUUUUAUUUGUUUUUAAUACUGUUCUGCGGGUUUUGCAUUACUCUCCACGGCUGCCUUGAAACAUCACUCCACGUGAUGCACAUGGACACUGCUCUGUACGAGAGCACUGGUGCCAGGCAUGUAAAUAGAAAAUGGCAGCUGACAAGAAUAUGUUUUAAUGUUUUAAAUUAUUAAUAUUUUCGAUAAAGUGCAAUGCAUUUGAACUUAUCUCGCCUGCAGAAGGAAUUUUGUGUCUCGGGUCAAGUUGCAGCAAAUGCAAUUGUUGCUAGGGACACAGAAGUACUCAGAGGCUACAGCAUCCUUGCGUUGUAACUAAUCCGUGUUUUUGUGCCACUCGCAAUGACCCUUUUCAAGGAGUCGUGGUGUUUUGUUUAAGUGAAAAUAGGAUGCCUUCUAUUCUCAGUGAUUCUUAAGCAUCCUGUUGUUUUGUUUCUCUUUAACUUUUAUGUUCUGGGCUGCUUACACAAGGUCUGUGGAAACAGGUACAAGUUGGUUUGAAAAUCUGAACGUGCCGAUUCUAGAACAUACGGAUUCUAGGGUAAAUUGCAGUAUUUUAUUGUUAAUGUUGAGAUGAAAGCAAGUGCUGAGAUGUAUACAUCAGACAUUUGUACUGUAGCUUUUUUUAAAUUUUUGCCAUCCCCCGGUUUUCUCGCUUAUUAUUGCUAUUUAAAAACCCUCUUUACCAGCUAGGGUUUAUGUUUCUGCAGAAUUACUACAUUUUAAAGAGAAACGUAACUAUUAUCAGGCGCUGUGUUUAUUUUAAUAAACCUUAAAUCAUUCAUCUAGUAAGAUUUGGGGCCUGAUCUUAUGAAGUGUUGAGUAAAUUGGCUUGAAGCUAGCACUUGGGACACUGGGAUUCUGUCCAGGGCAAGUAACCAGUUUGUUUGCAUUUUCCUCAAAAUGCACAUUUUUUCUGAAAUCUGUUAGUAGGUUGUGCAUGUUGAAUAUACAGCCUAUUUCCUAAGCCACUUUAGUAUGUUAAACUAAACUGCUGUAGGAAGGAUCACAUUUAUACAGUCUUCUAGUGCUUAGUAAAUAUAAUAAUUACUACAUAUAAUAUGUACAUUAUACAUACAUACUAUAUAGCUGUGUGUGUACACAUGCACGAAUGCAUGCAUGCACACACUCAUGCAUACACACCGUAUAUAAAAUAUAACACUAAAUAUUAUAUUUAAUAAAAAUCUAUAUUAACACGGAAGCCCUCUUGAGUUAGCAGCCUUUCCGACUUUAAAUUUCUGUAAUUUUAACAGUUAAAACCUGGCAAGUGAAGUUUAUAGUCAAAUGUUGAUUAAUGUCAGAGUUGAAAGAUAGGGAACACUUUCCAAGUGCCUAACUGAACAAACCGUCCAAUGUCUUUAUUCUGUGAAUUAGGGACUGAUGCAUCAAGAUAAUAGAUGCAACAGAUGAGAGAUUUCCAAUGCUUUAAAUCCUUUAAAUUGUAAUAAUUUACAACCUACACCCCUGCAAUAAUUUUCUUGGCACUUCAAAAUAGAUCUAUUUUUAGUAGCUUGUCUACUACUUAUAAAUAUCAAAUGACCAUAAACAUUUAAAAAAAAAAAAUUGGGGGGAAUGUACUCAAUAUUAUUUAGUGGGUCAUUUGAAAUACCAUAUGGUAAUGCCUUAAAACUAAACUGGAAGGCUGGAACUUUUCAACACAAUAGCUUAAAUCUCGUUGCCUUGGUGUUCUUGUAUUUCAUUCCAAUCAGCGUGGGAAUGCAACUAUCAUGUACAUGUGUCCGAGUUGAUUGGACAGUAAAUGAAUAUGCUCGCGGUCAUUUGUUACCUGUGGCCUUUGAGUUGAGACCGGUAUUUGAAACCCUUGUAGUAAGGGGAAGUUUUCUGACUACAAUAAUGGCUAAAAAGAAACUCUUAUGCUUAGACAAAAAGCCUUGUCUUAAGAACAUCAAUCAGAUGUGUAAAAGUUGGGGGUUUUUAAAUGCUAUAUAGUAAGUAUUUCUAAAUCUUCACUUAAAGUGUGUGUCUGAAUUCCCUUUCCACCACCACCAUCACUGCUUUGACUUCUGCUGUGUGAUGUGUGCCGCUUUUCUUAAACUAGAUUUUAUUUCAGUGGAGUCUGAGGUUCAGCCAGGCUCUGACCCCGUCUCUCUCUCUCUCUGCGAUAUAAUUUUGUGCCUCCACCCUAACACCUGCAGUUAAUGACAGGGUGAAAAAAUAACCUGGCACAAAAUGGCACCUGUGAAAGCAAAGGCCACUGCUGAAAGUCUAGACUUUCACGUGCAAUAGGCAGCUUGCUCCAACCUGGCUAUCGUUGCCUGUUCUUAGUUUCUCUUUCCAAUGAAUUUAACUGUGCUGGGCAGUUCAAGCCAAGCAACUCCUGUUUUAUUUAUGGACUACCUCUAGCUUUAAGGAAACAAGUAGUGUCCGUCUGCUUGUACCAGACUGACUUUUGUGUUUUUAAAUUUAAAAAAAUACAUUACGCUUUACUAAAAAUAAUAAAUAAAUAAAAAAAUCAGGCUUUGGUUAUUUGAACAAGGAUAGGUAAAUGCUUUAGAGACGCAUGCAGUAUUCUGUUCCCCAAAUUGUGCUUGAAAAAGGAAAUCAGUAAGCCUGAUUCCCUGCAGAGCCUGCAGUUGUACGAAGCAGGAUUUCCGGCACGCGGGUUGUACUAAGCUGACGUUCUCUUAAAUUCUUGGUAAGGUUUCAGAUAACUCUGAGGAGAAACCCUAUAAUACCUUCAUUCGAAAAGGGUUUCUUCUUCAGGUAAUGUACAUCUCAAGCAUUGAACAGUUUUGUCAGCUGUCAUGCAAGUAAAGAAAAGGGCUCUUCCAGGAUGAUCUGGUGACAUAGAGCUCAUACGCAGCUUUUUUCUUUCCCAACCCCUCCCUGCUUUUAUUUCCUUUGGGCUGGGGUAGGAGGAGAGGAACUAUUAUUCCAUUAUUUAAACUGCUUUUUUUUUUUUUUUUUCUCUCUCUAGGUUCCAAAACCUAGUAAUUUGCUCCUUUAUAACUGGAGCUCUUUUAAGGUGAGAGAGAUAUGCCUCUUACUGAGACUGUAUUAUACAGUGCAAUGCAGUUAUUGUAUCGGUACUUUGUGUAUCGCAUCCCAGUGUGACACAGGACUGCUAGCGGACCUUUGAAGUAGGGCUGAAUGUGAAGCAUGAGAGUAAGAAGGAAAGGAUCGUGCCCCACAUCUCUAUGGACACGUUGCACUAGCCUUCCAAGGCAAAGGGGCCAUACAUCUUGGUGGGGAGCUGGUGUCACUGCCACCAGGCUGGAGCCAAAGGCAGAACACUGCUGUGUGCCAGUGACUUCCAGCUACCAAAACUAGUGCCCUACACACACCCCAGCUUGGUGCAGAUUGGGCGAGCUGGAAACUGUCCCCAGUUUUACCAAACUAGGUCGCAGAUCCCUGGACGUCUGUUUGGAUUGCCUGCCGCGGAGCACUGCUUCCUGCCUUGUCUUUUCCCCCUGCCCCCCUCUCACUCCUGCAGAGCACCAAGGCUCCCGUCAGCCUCUGGCCCAGCUAUUUCCUAACUCUGAAAACUGCACGAUUCCAGUUGUGCAAUAAUCUUCUGGACCAGCCUCUGCAGCUGGGGGGGAUAUGCCAGCAGGUGGCUCCUACCAUGUCCUCCAGAAACGAAUUGCUGCCGCCGCGCAUGGUUUCCGCUUAAGAUAUACUCAAACGCUUUCCCACCCAGCUGUUACCUCACCACCUACAGCUGAGGGGAGGGGACUGCUUAGCUCGCCAUUUCAGAUAUACAGUAUCAAAUCAAGACUUGCUUCUGAUCAAACGUAUGAAAUGAUAACAUGCGCAGGUUAGAGUUCACUGAACUAAAGUAACCCACCUCUGAACAGAGCAUAUGUAGCAAGUGCUUUUACACAGCUGUCUUAGAGUCAGGAAGCAUUUAUCUCUCUCUUUAUUGAUUGGGGAUAAAUCCCUAUUCCCAGCUACCUCACAAUUUUUUUUUUUUUUGCAAGUUUUUUUCUCAACACCUUGGCAUCUAUUCUUCAAGAAAAGGCUAACAGGAAACAGGGUGGAAUAGUGCCAUUUUUCUAGGCUGGUUUUUCUUCAUUUCCUUUAAAAUAUGUGAGUCUUCAGUGGCAGGCCCUAGGGUUCUGCAGCUGCUUUAAAACGAAUACUUGAAAAUAACUAAACUUGGCUUGUGAAUGAAAGAAGCAAUUGAAGGACGUAGCAGUUCUAAUGGCUUUAGAUAGGAAGCCGAUCUAUUAAAACUCUUUGCACUUGGAAGUGAAAUAGAGCAGAUGGGCAAAUUUCUCUCCACUUCUGCUAUAUAUUCUGCUUGUCCUGGGGACUUGAUUCAGUGCCUGCAGAAAUCCAUGGGAAAAUGCCAGACGACUUAAUUGCGUGUUUGGUGCCAGCCCUACCUGCAUGGAACUUGGUCGUUGGGGGAGAGUAGACUAUCCAAAUCCUACAGCAGGAUAAAUCACUUUCCAGAUCCAAAAGCAGUCUUGCCCACUUCACUGGAGCUUUCGGAGGUCCAGAUCCUGUUUGGUUUGAAUAAGGGGGACCCAGUGCAUUCUUUGUCAUGCUUGACCACACGUGACAUUCUUUAAAAUGUUACUUCUAACCCGAUAAUAACCAGUUACCUUUCAGUUCUUGGGUUUCUUGAGUAUUUUGUACAAUUCUUCUUUAGCAGGGACAGCUCCUUAACUUGAAAGAGCCACCAAGACGCAAGCAAAAAUUGAGCUAUAAGUUGUUUAAAAAAAAAAAAAAAAUCAAAUUAUGAAAUGUUCAGUAGCAAACUUUCUACAGUCUUCCUUUUGCUUUGCAGCUCAUGUGCAUUUUGAGUUGAUAUCAGAGCAAGAGUGCACCUGCCCUCAGAGGAAAGAAGAAACAAAGAGCUGCCUGUAGCGUGCGAAUUAGCUACAGGAUUGAGAAGCUUUGCACUGGGCUGUGGGUCUACCCAAAAAAAGCCCCCAAAACCUUGUUAUUAAUGGUUCUUUAGCCAAGUCCUCAUAUCUGGCCACGUGGGGUCCCGUGCAUCCUGUCCACAUGGAGCUGCCUACUCUUACGGUAUUGUCAUCUUCAGCCAGACCUGAGGGAUGCUUCUUUUUUUCCCCUCGGAGCUGAUCUACUUAGCCCUACGGAGGGCCGAUAAUGCAGCUGCUGUGUUCGUUUAGUAGCUUCUCCCAUCAGCCAUGCCACCUGUUCCUUGUAGCGGUGUGGCCUUUGAAAGCUGGCUUUGUUUGCUUUGUUGCCACUGGAGCAGAAAGUGCACGUAAUGGGUUUGGGUUUCUGCUGCGUUGUGUUGCUGGUAAGACUCUGAAUCCAUCGCAGUGUUUUGCUUCAGUUCUUCCAAUUUCGGUUGACAUCAUGUUUUGUCAAAUGUCCAUCCUUGGAAAUCUUGAAAACUGGAUUUUUGUAGCGGGGAAUAUUUUGAUUUUCAUAUGCUUCGCUGGGAAGGGUGAUAAUCUUCUGAACAAGCUGGUUUGAAUUUGGCACUGACACUGGAAAAGUCUACGGUUUUUAGGUGUGCUCAACGUAUACUUCUUGAGCAAAACUCAGAAACUGAAAUUUCAGAGGGCCCUUUAGAAAAUAGGAUCAUCUUUGAGGUAUCGCAACAAGAAGCAAAUAUCUUAAUUUCAAAUGUUGCUAGUUUUUUGUACUACUCUAGAAGAAUUCAUAUUAAUUAAAUAUGUACUUAGUUUGAGCCUCUGAAGGCAAUGGUUAAUUUAACUCGUAAAACCUGUGUCAGAUGAACUCUGUCACUCUAGCAAGUGGAAGGGAACAGGAGGUUUGGGGUCUUACUAUAGGGUGGUAGAGCAAGCAUUGUAGUAUACAAUAGGAAAAAAUUGACAACCAAAGUAUCUUUUCACAAAUGCGUAGAUAGGAAAGUAACUACAGGGUAUGUAUACUUCCUAAUGAUUUCAGCCGUUUUUACAGCUAAGUCACAAUUUUCCUUCAUCUUAGAGAAAACUCUGAAGUUAGAGCAUCUAAUUAAAACAGCAUUAUACAAUAUCAUAUAUCCUGUGAGGUUGGAGUAAAGAAUUGGAAAAAAAAAAAAAAAAAAAAUUAAAAUCCCAAUUGAUCACUGGCAGACUUCAAGAGUUUAAUCUCACUGCAGAAUUGUAUGCAACCCCAACAUUUUGGUGCUGGAUAAAGCUAGAAAUAACCACGUUGGGGCAUUCAUGAGUACAUUAAUCAUUCUGUGAGAUGAGCAGCACAAAGGAGUCAGACUGCCGAGCGCUCUGGUGUUCUGAGUGUGAGGAUAUUGUUAACCGAAUGAUUUUCUGUUUGAACAGGAAAACUUGUUUUUCCUAUGUAAACUUUAUCUGUAUAGGCCAGGGACGGGCAAAAUGCAGCCCACGGGCCAGACGCAGCCUGCCAAGCCAUUCUAUCCGGCCCAUGGGGCCCCUAAACAGUUUAGAUAAUUAAUGUUAAUCUGCCCUGGGCUGCCUGUCAUGUGGCCCUCGAUGGCUUGCCAAAACUCAGUAAGCAGCCCUCCGCCCAAAAUAACUGCCCGCCCCUGGUAUAGGCUCAGUUUAGGGGUGAGAUUACUACAUCUCUAAACGUAGACUUUCAUACACAAACUUCAUUGGUUACUCAGGAUUUUUCACUUGAACUUUUUGGAUCCUUUGGAAGCUGGAUUUUUAUUUCUCUCUCGUAUUUCUGACCCUAAGCCUACAAUGAUUGACUUUAUAUUAAAUAGUAGAAAUCUGGGAACACAGCAUCCAACCUGCAUAUGUUGCCAGGUGUGCACCUCCUUGCUAGAGAGAGAACUCCUUUGUGGGGUCAGAUGCAAGAUCUUUGGCCUCAGCUUGUCUUCUCCAAGAGGAAGACUGGAGUAUUUGUGCCCCAGGGAAUCCUUUGUUGCAAGGCAGGGAGCGUCCAUGCCACGUGGCUCUUCUAAAUCCAGUUCUUGGAGCCAGAGUAUGAGUGCUUUUGAUAGACUACCACCUCACAUCCAGAUCAACGUUAUUUGUUCCCCAUCCCCAUUUCUUUCUGAUUUGUUGCACAUUUUCCUUAUUUAAUUUGCUUCCCACCAUGUGUCCCUUGAGUUCUGACUCUUCUUCUUGCUAAUAUCUUUCUCUUGGAGCGGUCUGGAUGGAUGUCAGCCCAGAUUUACCUGUAGUGUAAAUCAGGGUCAUCUCCUAGCAUUUGUAUCCCUAAAGCUGAGGAUGUAUUUGGGUCAUUGUAGUUUCCUGGUAAACCUGAAUCUGUCAUCCUUGCAUGCCUCUGGCAUUUCCAGAAAUGCUUUGGAGAUUGUGAUUUUCGAAGGAGCCUGAAGUGCGGUGUCUCUACCUCAUCCUAAAUCUGUUCAGUUUCUAAGCAGCAUUUUCCAUUUUACUGGACAUUAUUUUGUACCUUUCCCCCCAUGCCUUGUUCCGAACUCCGGUUACUGUUUCUCUUCUCUUAAUUCAGAUUAAUUUUAGUUUACCUCCAUGAAUCAACCUCUGACUGUGGGGUCUAGCACAGGAGACAAACCUCUCCAAAGUGCCCUCGGCUCCCUAGGCUGAUGAGGACCUCUUAAAGACUUCACUUCAGUCCUAGCCCCAAAUUCUGCUGUAGGACACAGUAAGCCAAACAGAGUCUGAAAGUGUGCUGUUUCUUUUGUUGACUGGAAAUAACUAGAUCCUAGAAAAUCUCUUUCUUGAGAAAUAGCCAAUCCAGACAGCAGGCAGCAGAUAAAUUUCUUAUGCUUCCAUAUUCAGUAUUUUUAAUUGAGAAACAGAUUAUUUAUUUUGGGAAAAUGUACAUUUUUGUAUUUAAUGUCAAAGUGGCCUUUAUAGAGAAAGCACAUAAAAUAUUUAGAUUAAAAUUGCUUAGUUGUGUAAUUUUAGUGGGGAUUUUUAUAUUGACAGGGUUUUUAUGCAUUUUUCAAAGUACUAUAUUUGCUGGUUUGUGUUAUAAAUUAUCAGUGAUAUUUUUAAAGGGUAUCUUAGCAAUUUUUUCCCCAUAGUUGCUCCUUCUACCGUUCCUAGACCCCAAAACUGCUGGCUGACCCUGUAAAUUUAAUUUCCCCCAGUACAGUGACUACAGUACAGCCGCGCAGCUUCGAGAAUGAUCUUAGCCGCGUGGCGUAAUUCUGGAGAGCUGUCUUUUUUUAGGAGGGCAGCACGCAGUAUUUCAGUUGUUCUUGACUUGCUCUGUUAGUGGAUGGAUAGCUAUUACUAGAAUUUGCGAAACUUUAAUUUUUUUCCAUCUUGCAAUGUUUACACUCGUAUUAGUUAAUUUCCAGGAAAUGCACUAGUUGUGCGGUGUGCAACCUCGUAUCAUGAGUGCAGUGUCAGUGGUACCCUGAAAAGUUCCAGAGUUCUGAUGGUGUCCUAGGUUCAUGAUCGGAGAGAUUCUGAAAAAUGAGAUACUUAGCAUUGGAUUGGUUUAUGUAUUUUGGGCUAAGUGAUUCACAAUCUCCUUUUAACAUUAGUGGGAUCUAAACUGAACUCACGAUUAAAUUGGAAACAAAAUUAGCACGUUGGUGAACUAGUGCAGGGGGUGAAAAAAUAGAUUGAGACGCUGGAGAAAUCUCCAGGAAAAAUAUGCAUUCAGUUGCACUACUACUUUGCGUGUGCAACUGCCUUGACUGCCUAUGCAACCAUUGGGCAUACAGUUAGCAAAAAUCAGACCACUUAUUCUUUCAUUCCCCCGAUUUUUAGUUUUUCUUCUCCCAAACAAUAAGCGUUUGCUAGUUAGGGACUUCCAAGAGAAUGUCUGUCAACCCAGGCUUCAGUUUCAAUAUAAUUAUCUAUGCGUAUCCUUAUUUGUUUCCUUUUUUGCUUAAUAGAGGAUCCCUGUACCUUUUUAGUUUAGCAACGCUCCAAGCUCUUAGGAAUAGUUAAGAAUGAACGUUAUGCAUGCUAACAUGUAUUCUCAUGUUUGAAGAAUAAUGUGCAAUUUUUAAUGGCACUUUGACCUAUUACUGAAAAUCUGGGUUUUGCAAUGGAACAAAUUGUAUUCACAGUUGAAACAAUCGGUGUAUAGUUUGAAUGUCUUUCAAGUGUUGGAAAUGGUGACUUUUCAAGAUGUGUCCCUAAAUACUUUGGUGGAACGUGAUUUUUUGCUUUUGAGCUUUAUAAUCCGUUCUUAGGAAACCAUGUGUUUCUAGUUUACUUCUGUUGUCAAAAUCACCCAACUCUGUCUCUGGACCACAUCUAUCAGUUGUUGUAACAGCGAAGUGGAACGAUUCAUUGAUUCUUAUCAGUAAUGUUUCUUUCAAAAUCACUUUCUAGUUUACAUGUUAUGAUGCAAAAGGGGAUAUGAGAAUUUUCCUGGGUUAAGUAGCACUUACUUUGUUUACAUGUGCAGUAUAAUGUUGGGUAACUAAGGGAAGGUCCCCCUUCCAAAGUGCAUGAAUUGUGCUUUGGGGACCUAGUUGCCAAUGUGCAAAUUGUGCUGUAAUGUACCAAGGAUCAGUGAAAGUGUUUUAUCUUUUUUAAAGUAGUUUGUAUUGACUGGGUUUUAUAAAUGUAAGAAAACAGAGUGUUGUAUUUUGAUCUGAAAUUUGUGUAUGGUCAAGUAACUUUGCUUUAUGUAUUGGAGGUUUGUUCAGAACUUGAAACAUUUUAUAGAAGGGUGCAGACCAAAAUUACUUGUCUUAAAAAGGUGUUUAAUAAACUAACCAAAUAAAACACUGAUGGCUUGAAGAA
This is a messenger RNA of Alligator mississippiensis (American alligator), 16353 nucleotides long. RefSeq names its product gigaxonin (gene GAN). Gene Ontology annotation, molecular function: cullin family protein binding; ubiquitin-protein transferase activity. The coding region runs from base 81 to 1874 and encodes 597 amino acids. Gene Ontology annotation, cellular component: Cul3-RING ubiquitin ligase complex. Lineage: Eukaryota; Metazoa; Chordata; Crocodylia; Alligatoridae. Gene Ontology annotation, biological process: cytoskeleton organization; protein ubiquitination; regulation of cytokinesis. The record is from RefSeq and is a predicted model, not a curated record. The transcript has 11 exons.